AUGCGGGCGGUCUUGGCCGGGGGAGUCGCUGUGCUGUGCGCGCUGCUGGUCGCGGUGCUGCCCGGCUGUGUGUCCGAGCUGAUGACGGUGGUGCAGGAGCCGCUCAGAGCCGAGUCUUCCCUGCUGAAGCCAAAGGUUAUGAUCGCCAUUGUGGCUCGCAACGCGGCGCACAGCCUGCCACAUUACCUGGGCUGCAUCGAGAGACUGGAGUACCCGAAGGAGCGCAUAGCGAUCUGGGCAGCAACAGACCAUAAUGUGGACAACACUACUUCAAUGUUGAAAGAAUGGCUGAAAAGAGCCCAGGGUGUCUAUCACUACGUGGAGUGGCGACCGAUGGACGAGCCAAAAUCAUACACAGAUGAGUGGGGUCCGAAGCAUUGGCCUCCGUCACGGUUCAACCAUGUGAUGAAGCUGAGGCAGGCGGCGCUGAAGGCUGCCAGGGAACGAUGGGCUGACUACAUACUCUUUGUAGACAGUGACAACCUGUUGACAAACCCCCAUGUGCUGAACCUGAUGAUGGCUGAAAACCUGACGCUGGCUGCCCCCAUGUUAGAGUCUCGCUCGCUCUACUCCAACUUCUGGUGCGGCAUCACCCCACAGGGAUACUACAAGCGGACCCCGGACUACCAGCCUAUCAGGGAGUGGAAGCGUCUCGGCUGCUACUCUGUUCCCAUGGUGCACAGCACCUUCCUAAUAGACCUGCGUCGUGAGUCCAGCAAGGAUCUGACUUUCUACCCCCCCCACGCCGACUACAGCUGGGCGUUUGAUGACAUCAUGGUGUUUGCUUUCUCUGCUCGUCAAGCAGGCGUGCAGAUGUAUGUGUGUAACAGAGAACACUACGGUCUGCUGCCCGUCCCUCUCAAAGCACAGCAGAGUGUGGAGGAUGAGAGCGAGAGUUUCAUACACACCAUCACGGAGGCUUUGAUUGACCACGACAUUGAGCCCUCUGAGCACCUGCACUCUCAGCCGUCGCCACAGAUCACCAUGGGCUUUGAUAAAAUUAUCCUGGUUAACCUGAAGCGCCGGCUGGACAGAAGAACCAGGAUGUUGAAAACAAUGUCUUCGCUGGGUUUACACACCGUGCUGGAAGAAGCCGUGGACGGCAAGGCUCUCAAUUCAUCCCAGCUUCAGGCGCUAGGAAUAGAGAUGAUGCCGGGCUACAAAGACCCUUACUCUGGUCGAGUCCUGACCAGAGGGGAGAUCGGGUGCUUCCUCAGCCAUUACUCUAUAUGGAAGCAGGUGGUGGAGAAGGGCAUCCCAAAAGUUCUUGUUUUAGAGGACGAUGUGAGGUUUGAACCUAGAUUUAAACGACGAAUCCAGUCCAUCAUGGAUGACGUAGACAAAACCCAGCUGGACUGGGACCUCAUCUACGUGGGCCGUAAGCGUAUGCAGGUGCAGCAGCCGGAGCAGUCUGUGGACGGCGUGAACAACCUGGUGAAGGCCGACUACUCCUAUUGGACGCUCGGCUACGCGCUCUCACUGCAAGGAGCCAAGAAGUUACUGGAUGCUAAACCCUUGUCGAAGAUGCUGCCUGUCGACGAGUACCUCCCUGUCAUGUUCAACAAACACCCCAACACUGCGUUCAUGACUCACUUCGAGCCUCGGGACCUGAAGGCCUUCUCCGUGGAGCCGCUGCUCAUCUACCCCACGCACUACACCGGAGAGCCGGGCUACUUCAGCGACACGGAGACCUCCACCAUCUGGGACGACGAGGCAGUGGAAACAGACUGGGACCGGCAGCACGCCCUCAAGACGGCCCAGCAGGGCAGCAUCGAGGCCAUGGCUCAGAACAGCGUCAGCGGAGACUGCCCCCCCCCCGCAGCCCGAGCAUCCCGAGACGAACUCUGAUACACAGACUCGGAGAGAAAGACUCGUGUUUACUACGCCGUGUACACACAGUGAAUUUCACUUGUCACACACACUUGAAAAGACACUUGAACUGCAAGCUGACAUACUGUACAUUCAUUCAAACACACACACAGACUGGUGGAUAAAGCAGAGUGAAGAUGUCAAUCUGCUCUGCGGCCUGAUGAAGGGACACUGAGGAGAAGAAGA
Messenger RNA from Trematomus bernacchii (emerald rockcod), 2055 nucleotides. RefSeq names its product collagen beta(1-O)galactosyltransferase 2 (gene colgalt2). The record is from RefSeq and is a predicted model, not a curated record. NCBI's taxonomy places the organism in Eukaryota, Metazoa, Chordata, Actinopteri, Perciformes, Nototheniidae. Gene Ontology annotation, molecular function: procollagen galactosyltransferase activity.